Momordica charantia (bitter melon) is the source of this 2712-nucleotide messenger RNA. RefSeq lists its product as uncharacterized. Gene Ontology annotation, molecular function: nucleic acid binding. Lineage: Eukaryota; Viridiplantae; Streptophyta; Magnoliopsida; Cucurbitales; Cucurbitaceae. The record is from RefSeq and is a predicted model, not a curated record.
ACGCGAGAGGAUAUCGUGCGCGUCGAAAGCACGCAACCUUUGACGCGGUCUCAAACCAUUCAACUUUCAUCAUCAAUCAUCGCGGUCGCCAAAUUCUCUCGUCUAGACUCUUCUGUUUUUCUUCUUCCGCCUCCGUCACGGUGGUCGAAAGCCGAAACCCUAAUCCUUAAAUGCAAUUCCGAUCCCCAAAUUCACCUGCUGCCUCGAUCUCCUGUUUGGGGGCGUUUAUUCUCUGAUCUUUAAUGUCUCGCUUGGUGCCAGGACUUUAGGGUUCCUCGUCCUUCGUUUGGCCAUGGAGGGCUCUGCGGUGGAGGAUCUCGGAGCACCGGAUUCAUGGGAGGUCGCCGAUUUGGACGAGGCCAUGAGCCGAUUGAUGCUCCCCUCCUCUUCGUCUCCUAAAAAGAAUUCCGAAUCCUUGGACCACUCCGUUGCCGAUGCUGCUCCCGCUUCGUUUCCCUCCCCUCCCGCCUCGGUUUCUUCUACUUUCGAUAGCGUUUCCGAAGAUGUUAUCAAUCAGGUUGAUCAGUUCCUUCGCGAAGCUUUGCAUAACCCUCGGGAGCGCCUAUCAAUUUUGCGCAUGGAGCAAGAUGUUGAGAAAUUUAUUCGUGAUCCUACUCGACAACAACUAGAAUUUCAGCAGUUGCCUACUUCAUAUUUACGGUUAGCUGCACAUCGGGUGGCCCAACAUUAUUCACUGCAGUCCAUGGUUCUAUUGGACAAUAGUUUACCUGAUGGGUCUGGUUCCAAAAUUAUUGUUCGCAAGACAUCUGAAUGCCGUCUGCCAGCUGUUCGCCUUGCAGAUAUUCCCGUGAGUCUACCAUCAGAAGAAAAUAGUUCCAUGAAGGUUGCUAUCAAACAGAGGCCACAGAAACGGUCCCAAAUAUCCAGAGAUGCUAAUGCAAAUUCAUCAAAAACAAGUGGUUCGAAAAGUGUGGAAGAAAGGAAGGAAGAGUAUAAUAAGGCUCGUGCACGAAUAUUUAACUCCAGCAGUAUCUCAGGUAGUCAUGCAGGUGGGAGAGUGGAUGCUGAUCCUAGGCCACAGGAUAAUUAUCGUGGUGCCUUGGGUGCUUCAAAGGCUGAGGAGAAGAUUAUUUCUGGAGUUUCUGAUACAAAUUUUAGUAGAGGUUUGAUUGACUGUUCUACUAGUAGCAGUAGAAUGAGUAGAAGUAGGACUGACAAGGAGAUGCCUAGUAGGCACAAACCAAAUAGUAGGGUAGCCAUUUUUAGAGAUCGUGAGAUUGACAGCAAGGAUCCUGACUAUGACAGGAGCUACGACAGGUAUAUGCAGAGAUUUGAUCCGGGGUUUGGCUUCAGUGGAGGGCCAUACACUGUGCAGCCCAUGUACGCUCCUGCAGUGAGCUAUAACACUGAGUUUCCACAACUUGGCUCUGCUCAUAGACAGGCCGUUUCAGAAUGUCAACCUAGACCCCUCCCUCCACAUGUACCUGGGCCAUGGAAUGCCCAAUCAUCCCCUGCAGGUUUGGGAUACGGUCAUCGGGAAGCAAUGAUUAGACCUUUGAAUCCAAAUGUUGAUGCCCAUUCAUCUUCUGGCGUGUACCUGCAUUCCUCCCAGUAUCCUGGUCAGCAGUCUGGAAUGCAUUUUAUCCAUCCUCAUGAACAAACUCAUCAACCCUUUUCACAGCAAUACCAACAGCAACCAGAUGCAAGUUUUGGAUUAGCACGGCCCCGGUGAGGGGCAUGGGCCAUGCCUGCUCCCCGCCAUCUGGUAGUUAUGAUAUAUCAUGGGCUUUCAAUGUACAUUUUUUACUUGAAAUGGCAAGGGGCAGGCAUAAAGACUGAGGUGGGCUUAGAAGGAUCCAUAUUUUCUGUGACUUAAUAUGCUUCUUCCCACCGUCAGUUCCAUUGGAGCUUCUUGCAUCUCUUAUGGUUGAUGAAGCAGCUCAUUGCUUUGGAAUUUGCAAUAGUAGGCUGAGCUCCUCAGGUUGCUCUUGCCACUGAUAUUGACGAAAAGUUGAAUAGAAGAAUCAGCAACCCGCUGGGAAUGUACUUGCAGAUCUUGGAGGAAGCGUAUGGGAGGAUUUGGUUUUUGUCAAAGCAAACCUCAGAACUGUACUCGUUAGAUGCCAAAAAUUUCACAAAUUGAAAUGUAAGGAAGAGACCUCAAUUACACAACCAGGAGAAUGAAGCUUGGAAAAAUAUACUCGGAUCAAGAGAGAUCCGUAGCUGCAGUUUGAGUACCAGCUUGAAACCCCAUGAUUUUGUCGAUCGUGGGUUUCACAUUUUUGCUCUUAACUCUACUAAAUCCUGACAAAGAUGGAUGGCGCAGGAAAUAGGCAUUGCUUUCCAUUUCCUUCUCAGCUUUAGCAGUCUGAGCAAAACAAUCCCAAACGCCCAAUGUGGGAAUCAUCUACUUGUGGGAUCGAGUGGCAAUUUCACCCUUCUGAUGGGCAGGUAUGAAAUUUUUAGAAAGUCCAUGCUUUUUGAUGAAAGAGGGUGCUCUUUGUCAAGAGUAUCAAACUUCAUACUUGGAAUGUAAAUUGAGGGAUGCCUCAACCACUAUACAUCAUUACUUCAACUUCUCAUAUGUUGAAGAAUCUCGGUACUACUUCCACACCUUUCUAUAUUUUGUUUUAAUAUAAUUUUAGCAUCAUUAUAUGGUGAAUGUUAAUUGUAGGUUUGUUAUCGUUGUCAACGUCAGCAAGUCGAGACUGUUUGGAGGUUGUUUUAGAAUAUUUUUCUUAUUUCCAGGAA